AAUGAUGGGCAUAAGCAAGCUGCAGUUAUAGGAAAGCAGAUACUAAACCAGAGUCUUUCAUCACAAUUGCCAAGCACAUACCUGGUCUGGAGGUCAGUGAAGCUUAGUGAGGAUCUAUGCAAGGUGCAGAGGCUUGAAACUCCAUGGCUGCUUCCCACCAGUGAGAGAGAGUGAGUGGGAUGUGGGUGAAGGCAAGAGAGAGAACCUUAAGCAGGUUCCACACUCCAUGACUCUGAAAUCAUGACCUGAGCCAAAAUCAAGAGUCAGAUGUUUAACCAACUUAACCAUGCAGAUGCCCUGGCCCUUUGGAUUUUUAAUGGAUAUGAAUUCAACCUGUGGAAAAACUGAAAGACUCAUCAUUAAUAACGGUACAACUGACAUCAUACAGCUCCUGAUGUGACACACCGGGAAGGACACAACAUCAUCUGUGAUAGUACUGCCAGAAUGUUUCACCUGAAUCUAAUCAUGAGGAGGAAACAAUCAGGCAAACACACACUUAAGGACAUCCUGCACAGUAGCUGACCUGCGCUCUUCAAAGGCAUCAAUGUCAUAAAAGACAGGCUGAAGAGCUGUUGAAGAUUGAUGGAGACUAAAGAGACAGGACAAUUAAAUGCAAUGUGUGGACCUCCUUUGAGUUCUGGAUCAGGAGAAAACAGCCAUAGGGGAUAUUUUUGGGACAAACAGAAAGAAACAAUCCAAGGAAUGUAAAAGGAAUAUAAAAGAUCAUUUGUGUAUUACUGUUGGAAACUUGUCACUGUAGCAAUGAAGCUGAGGAGUUUUAACUGGAAAUGGAACAGAAAGAGCUCCUGAUUUUCGUUUAGAGAUCCACCUCCCUUUCAUUUUCUGCUUGUGUGUUUUGGGUAGUGGAGUGUCACCAGACUAAUAUGGCCAGAAGAGGUUUUUCUUCCGAAAAAAUGGUUGCUUUUUUGAACUUAUGCCUGAGCUUUAUCUGUUUCUCAUUAUGCCUCUGGAGCAGGACAGCAUCAGCACUGAAUCUUGAAGACCCUAAUGUGUGUAGCCACUGGGAAAGCUACUCAGUGACUGUGCAAGAGUCAUACCCACAUCCUUUCGAUCAAAUCUACUACACCAGCUGCACUGACAUUCUGAACUGGUUUAAAUGUACACGGCACAGAAUCAGUUAUCGGACUGCCUAUCGACAUGGGGAGAAAACUAUGUAUAGGCGCAAAUCCCAGUGUUGUCCUGGAUUUUAUGAAAGCAGGGAAAUGUGUGUCCCCCACUGUGCUGAUAAAUGUGUCCAUGGUCGCUGCAUUGCUCCAAACACCUGUCAGUGUGAGCCUGGCUGGGGUGGAACCAACUGCUCCAGUGCCUGUGAUGGUGAUCACUGGGGGCCCCACUGCAGCAGCCGGUGCCAGUGCAAGAAUGGGGCCCUGUGCAACCCCAUCACGGGGGCUUGCCACUGCGCUGCAGGUUUCCGGGGCUGGCGUUGUGAGGACCGCUGUGAGCAGGGCACCUACGGUAAUGACUGUCACCAGAGAUGCCAGUGUCAGAAUGGAGCCACCUGCGACCACGUCACAGGGGAAUGCCGCUGCCCACCAGGGUACACUGGAGCCUUCUGUGAGGACCUUUGUCCCCCUGGCAAGCACGGUCCGCAGUGCGAGCAGAGAUGUCCCUGCCAAAAUGGAGGAAUAUGUCAUCACGUCACCGGAGAAUGCUCUUGCCCUUCGGGCUGGCUGGGCACAGUCUGUGGUCAGCCUUGCCCCGAGGGUCACUUUGGAAAGAACUGUUCACAAGAAUGUCAGUGCCAUAAUGGAGGGACGUGUGAUGCUGCCACAGGCCAAUGUCAUUGCAGUCCAGGAUACACAGGGGAACGCUGCCAGGACGAGUGUCCCGUUGGCACAUAUGGAGUUCGCUGUGCUGAGACCUGCCAGUGUGUUAAUGGAGGGAAGUGUUAUCACGUGAGUGGCUCAUGCCUCUGUGAAGCAGGCUUUGCUGGUGAGCACUGUGAGGCACGCCUGUGUCCCGAAGGGCUCUAUGGCAUCAAAUGUGACAAGCGGUGUCCCUGCCACUUGGACAACACUCAUAGCUGUCACCCCAUGUCUGGAGAGUGUGCCUGCAAGCCGGGCUGGUCAGGACUCUACUGUAACGAAACAUGUUCUCCUGGAUUCUUUGGGGAAGCUUGCCAACAGAUCUGCAGCUGCCACAACGGGGCUGAUUGUGACAGUGUGACUGGAAAAUGCAUCUGUGCCCCAGGAUUCAAAGGAAUUGACUGCUCUAUCCCAUGCCCAUUGGAAACCUAUGGGAUAAACUGCUCCUCUCUCUGUGGCUGUAAGAACGAUGCUGUCUGUUCACCUGUAGAUGGGUCUUGUACUUGCAAGGCAGGCUGGCACGGGGUGGACUGCUCCAUCAGCUGUCCCAGUGGCACGUGGGGCUUCAGCUGUAACCUGACCUGCCAGUGCCUCCACGGGGGAGCCUGCAACACCCAGGACGGGACCUGCACGUGUGCGCCUGGAUGGCGCGGGGACAAAUGUGAACUCCCCUGCCAGGAUGGCACAUACGGGCUGAACUGUGCGGAGCGCUGUGACUGUAGCCAUGCGGAUGGCUGCCACUCCACCACAGGCCACUGCCGCUGCCUCCCUGGAUGGUCAGGUGUCCACUGCGACAGUGUGUGUGCUGAGGGGCGCUGGGGACCCAAUUGCUCUCUGCCCUGCUACUGUAAAAAUGGGGCUUCAUGCUCCCCAGACGAUGGCAUCUGUGAGUGUGCGCCAGGGUUCCGAGGCACCACUUGUCAGAGAAUCUGCUCCCCUGGUUUUUAUGGGCAUCGCUGCAGCCAGACAUGCCCGCAGUGCGUGCAUAGCAGUGGGCCCUGCCACCACAUCACAGGCCUGUGUGACUGCUUGCCUGGCUUCACAGGUGCCCUCUGCAAUGAAGUGUGUCCCAGUGGCAGAUUUGGGAAAAACUGUGCUGGAGUUUGUACCUGUACAAACAAUGGAACCUGUAACCCCAUUGACCGAUCUUGUCAGUGUUAUCCGGGGUGGAUUGGCAGUGACUGCUCGCAACCUUGUCCUCCUGCGCAUUGGGGUCCAAACUGCAUCCACACGUGCAACUGCCACAAUGGGGCGUUCUGCAGUGCAUACGACGGGGAAUGUAAAUGCACUCCUGGCUGGACCGGACUCUACUGCACUCAGAGAUGUCCCCUGGGUUUUUACGGAAAGGACUGUGCUUUGAUAUGUCAGUGUCAGAAUGGAGCUGACUGUGACCACAUCUCUGGGCAGUGUACAUGCCGCACUGGGUUCAUGGGGAAGCACUGUGAACAGAAGUGCCCUGCGGGAACAUAUGGCUAUGGCUGUCGCCAGAUAUGUGACUGUCUGAACAACUCCACCUGUGACCAUAUCACUGGGACUUGUUACUGCAGCCCAGGCUGGAAGGGGGCACGGUGUGAUCAAGCUGGAGUCAUUAUUGUUGGAAAUCUGAACAGCUUAAGCAGGACCAGUACAGCUCUCCCUGCCAAUUCCUACCAGAUCGGAGCCAUCGUGGGCAUCAUCAUUCUUGUACUGGUUGUUCUCUUCCUCCUGGCGUUGUUCAUUAUUUACAGACAAAAGCAAAAGGGAAAGGAAUCAAGCAUGCCUGCAGUUACCUACACCCCUGCUCUGAGGGUCAUGAAUGCAGACUAUACCAUUUCAGAAACCCUUCCCCACAGCAACAGUGGAAGUGCUAACAGCCAUUACUUCACUAACCCCAGUUACCACACACUUACCCAGUGCGCCACAUCCCCUCAUGUCAACAACAGGGACAGGAUGACCAUCGCAAAGUCAAAGAACAAUCAGCUGUUUGUGAAUCUGAAAAAUGUGAAUCCUGGGAAGAGAGGCCCAGUGGCAGACUGCACGGGAACAUUGCCAGCAGACUGGAAACAUGGCGGCUACCUUAAUGAGCUUGGAGCUUUUGGACUUGAUAGAAGUUAUAUGGGAAAAUCCUUGAAAGAUUUGGGAAAGAAUUCUGAAUAUAAUUCAAGUAACUGCUCCUUAAGCAGUUCUGAAAACCCAUAUGCCACUAUUAAAGACCCGCCUGUACUUAUCCCCAAAAACUCAGAGUGUGGCUAUGUGGAGAUGAAGUCACCAGCACGGAGAGAUUCCCCCUAUGCAGAGAUCAAUAACUCAACUUCAGCCAACAAGAAUGUCUAUGAAGUUGAACCUACAGUGAGUGUUGUCCAAGGAAUAUUCAGCAAUAAUGGGCAUCUCACCCAGGAUCCAUACGACCUCCCAAAGAACAGUCACAUCCCUUGCCAUUAUGACCUGCUGCCAGUCCGAGACAGUUCAUCCUCCCCCAAGCGAGAGGAUGGUGGCAGUGGCAGCAGCAGCAGCAGUGAAUGACACCAAAGGACUGCCCGGUAGCCGCUGGAACAGUUUCCAGAAUUGCAAUUCGGUUCUUCUCCAGCGUCAAGUUUGCCACCUUAGGUGAAUGUUAAUCUACUUGGUAGGCAACUGUUGGACGUGAACCAGAAAGCUCAAAGCUGAGGCUGACUGACCAUAGGUCCCUCUUGUACAGGUGGCUUGGAAGGAGAUACCAAUGUGACUUCCUCGUCUUCUUACUCAUAGAACUGCACCCGUGAAGCACGACUUCUUAUAAGAUCCAGGCUAAAAGCGUGGACUUUCUGAGGUCCUCGGGAGGGAGUCAUGGGGUGUGGUGGCCAUUGGUAUUACUGCUUGAACAAUUAAAAUUUAAAUAUUUUCUUUCUCAUUUGCAUUGCAGAGCUGUACCGAGGAUUGUGCAGUUUAUCAUAAAAUCUAGUGUGAAUCACCAUACAUGUAGAAGAAAGGGGGUCUAUUAUCGAGUCCUUAUGUGUAUUUUUUUCAGCGGAUCUCAGAAUUAUAGGGAUAAUACGAACCCAGGAAGAAGUGUUCUGUCGAGUGGCAUACCUGCAGAGACUUUGGAUAGACUCUAGAAUUGGUUAGCACAUUUAAAUAUGGAAACUUUAGACUUUUUUUAGGAUGAAGAAAUGAAAAAUUAGAGUUAUUUUAGAAAUAGUAGAAUUAUUUCAGGAAUCAGUAUACAGGUGUGGCCAGCAGAGGUUAGUCGUCUUUGACCCUUGGCCCACUUUGAUCCAUGACAUCAUUCUGAUCGCUGUCCCCAUUGUAUAUAUUCACCACUUAAGGUCCAUAACAUAUCAAUAAUUAUUUCAUAAAUGUAGAAAUGAAAUGGUUUUAUUUUUGACAGACUGGAUUGAAUGAGUGUGUAAUGAUUGGAAAAGGCUGUAAAUUUUAAGUGUAAGAAGAUGCUUCGGUUUUGUAAACCAUUAGUAACACAUGCUGUAAUAUAGAAUUAGCAGAAAGUUUUGAUUAAUUUUUCCCCAGAAGUGACCGGAAUAUUUUUGUGCAUAUUUGAGAAAAGGGCACUUUCCUUUUAUUAAUUGUUGAUUUAGAGAAACUAUGCUUAAGCUGGUCUUUUGCAUUGCUAAUAUGAUGUGUACCCCAUUUUUCAUUAAUUUGUAUUUCCAUUUUUAAGUUGUAUAUUCUAUGUUUUGUAGUGCUUGGAUUGUUAAUGAAAAAAAUUAUAUUAUGUUCAUUGUUUCUUGUAUUAUUGCCACUUCUUGCUUGAUAAAAAUGCAGCGUCCUUUUUUACUUUUGGAGGGAGGAGAUGAAAAUAUAUAAAUCAACUCUAUUAAAAUUGAUCAUUACUAAAAUGGUAAAGUCACCAUAGGUGAAUGGCUUAUAAUUGAAAUAGAGAAGCUGCUAAAUAUUCCAAAAUGGAGCUCCUUUUGGUCUGUGGGUUCUGAGUAUUGGUUAAACCAGGGGCAAGGGAAACGAGGAGCCGUUGGUUUAUUGAACAAGUACCACAGACUGGUCUUACUGAAGACCUUCUCUGGGAUGAUCACACAGCUGAUCAUCCAGAUUGGGACACUAUGAGUGUAAAUGAGGGCAUUAUUAAUAUUUAACCUACAAUGGGCUUAAAUAUGGACUGUCCCAAGCAAACCAGAAUAGAUGCUUGUCUUGUGCAUACCUGUCACGCACUAACAUUUUUCAAUUCAAGAGAGUUGUCUCCAGAGAAUGCCAACAUGGUGCAAGAAAGUCGGUUUCUCUUUGAUCUACCUGAGCCAGUGGAAGGUCUGAAAAGCUGCGUGAGGAGCAACCUUAUGAGAGCAAACAGUGGCUAUGAAUCUUUAAGGACAUGAAAACCUAUAUGGUAUCUCAGCGAGUCAAUUGACACAUAUGUAUUGUGCACCCAUUCUGCCAGUAGUAUACAUAAGGCAUUGUCCCUGCCAGCCAUCAAGUUAGGGGAUCCUGUCAUUUCAUGUCACACACCUGCACCUGUGAUGAUAGUUUGGUCAGGGAGAUAAUAGAACAAACAAACCUAGAGCAUUCACUCUUUUGAUGGCUGUUUCUUGUAGAGAAUCUCAAAAUGAAUUCAAGGAAAUAUGGAAUUACCCAGAACACACCUUAGAAACAAUUGAUUCAUUCCAACAGUUGACCUUUGGUCGACCCUUGGCUCUAGGGGGUAGGCAUCUCAUUGAGACCAUUGUGGGUCAAUAGCCAGGAAAUGUCCUUUCUGGUAAGAAAAAAAUCAUUUUCUUCUUCUUUAACCAUCAUCUCUUCACUGCUCCACAAUACAUUUGAGUUUCUCCAUUUCUUCCUAUACAUAAUUUUAAAGACAAUAACUUCUUUUCUCAUUACACUAUUAAAAAAGAGAAAACCCUAAAAGCUUCAUGUACAAAGACAACAGCAUCUUAUGCAGAAAGCCCAGGUGACAGAUGUAGACUGCAAAGGGCCACUGCCAUUCCUCCCUGGGUGUUCUUUCUGGCAGAUCAAUGGCUCAGGAUUGCUGCUGUCCUGAAACCACAUUUGUAUCAGAGGUGAGUCUUGCUCACUAGAGUUCAUUCGAGAUUUUUUCAAACAUCAGAACACACAUAGCAUUUUGGACAUCGUAAAACUACAUGGUGUAUUUGGAGAGGUCUAGCUGACAAGACAGAACCUCCUAGAUAUUUUGAUAUAGAUUCGGGUAAAGAGAGAAAUAUUUUUGUCAGAAUGAAAAUUAAAAGGCAAAAGGACCUGGCAAGUUUUUUUUCCCUCUGAAAUUGACACCUUUUGGACUCUUCCAGAUAUAUCAAAUGUAAUUUAAUGGUGAUGUCAUUCUUCAUACACAGGGAAUCUAUUCUCGUGACCUUUGAACUCAUUCAUUUGGGACCAUAAAAUUAAUUUCUUCCUUAUAUCCUACAGUGGCCAGAGCAGUAAAUGAGUUUGGCAGUACCAAGGAAAAGCCAUUCUUUCCCUUGAGCAUGCUAUGUCGGAAAAUUUAUAGACUAUUUGUAUUUAUAUAUAAAUACAACAAAAGUGGCCCAACAUAGCUUAUGUGCUUGUUUUAAUAUGGAGAAUAUGUUAUUUAUAGUUAAUUAUAUGAUAAGGAGUAUUUAAUAAUUAUUUACAAUGCUUGAUAUAAAUUCCUCUCACAUGCUACAGUCAUUAGGCUAAAAGAGAGUUUAAUGUGUUUAGCAUUACCUCUAUGGUAAAUUAUAUUUGCCAAUUUUAGGAAUUUUAUAAGAUAGUUAUAACCUGCCCCAACCAAUUCCAUUAGCACAACCACUGUGUUUGUAAGAAAUGCAGACCACUUUAUGAAAAUGUGGUUGCCACAGAGCCACAGCAGUACUUGACAAUUAUUGGGGAUUUUUAAACCAUAAAUAUUGAAAAAGUUGCAUAGGAAUAUAACACUACUAAUUCAUGUCGAUAUUAGAAGUCCAGUUACGACUUAAAAUAAGAUGAAGUCAUAAAAACUGCAUUUUAAGGCCAUGUUUUUUAAAAUAACAAAUUUUCUAUCUUCAGGUAACAUCUUUAUUAUUCAAACUAAGUAUUUAAUUGAUAUUUUUAUCUUAAAGUCUUUACGUCUGGAAAGUGUAUAUAGAUGUACAAAUAUGAGUCACAUGUUGUGGAUGACGGCUUAUUUCUUAAUUAAAGAUGUACAGUUCAGCAAACUGGCCUUUUUGAGUCCUCCUAUUAGUGGCAUCCUAACCCUGAGUCUGCUUGUUUUCAUUCAGUAUUUAGUCCAGACUUCCUUUUGAUAUGAACAACUGCAACAUAUAUUUUUAAAAAGAGAAAAAUCCAAAUACAUAAGAAUUUUCUUGAUUAUAGCAAACAAAAAAAAUGCUUUUGGUGUGAAAAUAUCUCUAUUUUCCAAAU
Molecule: messenger RNA, 8123 nt
Organism: Nyctereutes procyonoides (raccoon dog)
Lineage: Eukaryota; Metazoa; Chordata; Mammalia; Carnivora; Canidae
Gene: MEGF10
Product: multiple EGF like domains 10
Exons: 30
Coding region: 885-4328 (1147 amino acids)
Molecular function (GO): scavenger receptor activity; protein binding
Source: RefSeq, a predicted model, not a curated record